UUGAGAGGUCUCGAUUGGCUGAGUGUGAUCAGCUGAAGCGGCGCGUCAGUGCGCUCUUGAAGCAGCUACAACUCACAGCCACAGCAGCGAACGCUCUCCAAACCCGGUUAUACCUACAUAGACUGCUUUCCGAAGCUCACCGUACACAAUUUAAGCCAUUAGCUUUCAUUAAAACGGCGCUUUGAUUUAAUUUGCCUGAGGACGCUGGAUAUGGAGUUGGUUGGGUCUGUAUAACAGACGCGGACAAAGCGGAUCAGCUCGAGCCGAGAUGAGCGCGACUAUGAGCGGCUCUGGGUCAGCGCCCUGCCGCUUCGCACAUUACUUCGUUAUAUGCGGAAUAGACAACGAAACGGGUCUGGAGCCCGAUGCUUUGGCAGCUUUGUACCAAUGGCUAGAGGCCGAUCGUCAGGGCAGGGAUCCAGAGGCCGUGGCAGCAGGGGAAAACUUUGAUCAGAGCCCCCUCAAAAGGACCUUCAAAUCCAAAGUGCUUGCCCACUACCCAGAGAACAUCGAGUGCAACCCAUUUGACCAGGAUGCUGUCAACAUGCUCUGCAUGCCCAAAGGUCUGUCAUUCCGAACACAGCGUGACAGUCGUACCCCACAGUUCCACUCUUUCCUCAUCACAAGAGAAGACGGAUCCCGCACUUAUGGUUUCGUUCACACCUUCUACGAGGAGGUGACCAGCCCUCAGAUCUGCUCCGCCAUGCAGACGCUACUCCAGAUGCACCAAGCAGAGCAUAAUGCAUCUGCCCAUAACUGCCCGUCGUCGUCAUCCUCUUCCUCAUCGUCCUCAUCCUCCUCUAGUAUGGACUCUUUAGCCAGCAGCCUGGAUGAAGUUGAGUCUCCUUCCUCAACUUCCUCCUCACAAGGGGGCCGCAGGAGCUGUGGCUGCUCCGGCGAAGGCUACGAUUCUGUUCGUGACACUCUGUACGUGUCCAAAGCUAUGUGUUUAAUCACACCCAUGCCCUUCAUGCACGCCUGUAAACACUUCCUGUCCCAGGUGCACCGUGCUGUCAUCUCCCAUCAGCCACCCCCACUUCCUUUGGAAAGCUACAUCUACAACAUCCUCUAUGAAGUACCUUUGCCGCCGCCUGGACGCUCUUUGAAGUUCCACGGAGUGUAUGAACCUAUCCUGUGCCAGAGGCCUGGUGUUGGGGAGCUGCCGUUGGCUGAUUUCCCACUGAGUGAGGCCUUCCAGUUGUUGGGAGUGGAAAAUCUGGUGCAGAUUUUUACUUGUGUCCUACUAGAGAUGCAGAUCCUUCUCUACUCACAAGAUUACCAGAGGCUCAUGGUGGUUGCAGAGGGAAUCACAACGUUGCUGUUCCCGUUCCAGUGGCAGCAUGUGUAUGUGCCCAUCCUUCCUGCUUCACUUCUGCACUUCCUGGACGCCCCUGUGCCGUAUCUCAUGGGACUGCAGUCCAAAGAGGGCACGGACCGCUCCAAACUAGAGCUGCCUCAAGAGGCGAACCUGUGUUUUGUUGACAUCGACAGCCACUGCAUUGAGCUGCCUGAAGACUUCCCUCAGUUCCCCAACAAGACCGAAUUCAUCCAGGAACUCAGUGAGGUAUUGCUCAGUUUUGGUCUGUCUCCUGAGGGGGGCAGCGCCUCCCCAGAACCAGCUGUAAGCUCGCAGACCUCCAUGCUGGUGAAGGAGCUGAAGAGCACAUCCCUGAGUGAGCUGGUGGAUGACAGAAAGAAUGGCAACCUCGGUGGAGAGGCGCUGGACGUGCUGGAACUUCUUCAGGUCAACCCGACUCUGGAGCGUCUGCAGGCUCUGGCCAAAAGGACUGGGGUGAAAGUGGCCCGUCUGGAGGCAUUGGCAGCGGGGCAGAAAGCUGUAGGGGAGGAGGGCGUGGGAGGAAGGUCUCCUGCCGAGGAAGAGGAGCUGAGGAACGCUAAACUGAACGUGCAGCUGAGGGAGGUGUUCGCUGCACGCUUUGCGACAAUGUUCGCGGACUACGAGUCGUUUGUGAUUCAGAACUCACCAGAUUUGGAGUCCUGGCUGACCAAUAGAGAGCAAAUGCACAACUUUGACAAGGCCUCAUUCCUUUCCGACCAGCCGGAACCGUACUUGCCCUUCCUGUCCCAUUUCAUUGAAACACAAAUGUUUGCCACCUUCAUCGACAACAAGAUCAUGUCUCAGUGGGAGGAGAAAGAACCCCUCCUUCGAGUGUUUGACGGACGCAUUGAGAAGGCCCGUCUCUACAAUGUUCGCGCACCCAGCUUGCGCUCAUCUGUUUACCAGAAAUGCACCUUCCUCAAAGAGUCGGCCCAGGCCAUAGAGCAGCGGCUGAGAAAGAUCGACCACACAGCCAUCCAUCCUCACCUGCUGGAUAUGAAGAUUGGUCAAGGAAAAUACCAGCACGGCUUCUUCCCCAAACUACAGGCUGAUGUGCUUGCCUCAGGGCCCACCAACAACAAGUGGUCUAACCGCACAUGCUCGACUCAGCGCAGAGUGGACCGUCACAGACAGCAGAACGACCAUCUUGUGCUGGACAAUGACCUCAAAGAGGUGGAGGGGUGUUUGCUCCUGCAGAACUCUAUGGCUUUCUGGGAGUGGGAUAAGGCGCCACCCCCACCUAUUAAACCGCCUAAAAAGUCCUUCUCGGCCUGCUGUCUGAAGUACAUGCAGGAGGCCCGUAACCUGGGGAAGAACCUGAGACAACCCAAACUAUCAGACCUGUCCCCUGCGGUCAUCGCUCAGACCAACUGGAAAUUUGUGGAGGGUUUACUGAAAGAAUGCAAAAUGAAGACCAAGCGUAUGUUGGUGGAGAAAAUGGGCAGAGAGGCUGUUGAACUGGGACAUGGAGAGGCGAACAUCACCGGCCUGGAGGAGAACACACUCAUAGCUAGUCUGUGUGACCUGCUGGAGAGAAUAUGGAGCCACGGCCUACAGGUCAAACAGGGAAAGUCUGCGCUGUGGUCUCAUUUAUUGCACUACCAGACGAGAGAAGAGAAAAAUGAACAGCUGUUAGAGUCUCCAGUGUCCAAUGGCCAGGAAAAACGGAAGCCAGAGUCCAGUGUUGGUCUUCCUGCAUUACGUGUAUCAGUCAUACAGGAUAUGAGACACAUCCAGAGCAUGGGAGAGAUUAAAACCGAUGUAGGUCGAGCACGUGCUUGGAUCCGUCUGUCUCUGGAGAAAAAACUUCUUUCCCAGCAUCUCAAACAGCUGCUGUCUAACCAGGCCUUAACCAAGAAGCUGUACAAGCGUUACGCCUUCUUGCGCUGCGAAGAGGAAAAAGAGCAGUUUCUCUUUCAUCUCCUGAGCCUGAAUGCCGUGGACUACUUCUGCUUUACCAGCGUCUUCACCACUAUAAUGAUUCCAUACAGGGCCGUUAUCAUCCCCAUCAAGAAGCUUAGUAACGCAAUGACCACGUCCAACCCCUGGCUGUGUGUGUCCGGCGAGCUGGGCGACUCCGGCAUCCUGCAGAUCACGAAGAACAUUCUGGAAAUGACGUUUGAUUCUGCCUUUAGGCCUCACACGCACAUCUCCAUCGCAUUCAAGUGUCAGAACCUCGGGAAGUUGACAACAGUGCAGCUGGGUCAUGAUAAUUCUGGCUUGCUUGCCAAGUGGCUGGUGGAUUGCGUCAUGGUCCGCAAUGAGAUCACCGGCCACAUGUACAAGUUCCCGUGUGGCAGGUGGCUGGGGAAGGGUGUGGAUGAUGGCAGUCUUGAGCGAGUUCUGAUUGGUGAAUUUGUAGUUCCAUGCAACGAUGAUGAUGGAGGAAGAGGGUCUAAGACUCCGCCCCUUCAGCGAUCACCUUCCCAGAUCCGACGAAUCAGCAUCACAUCACUUACAGGACGUGGAAACAAACCAACAACUGUACAGAUACAGGAAUCCAUCGGUGAAGCAGUCAACAGUAUUAUAAAGCAUUUCCACAAACCAGAAAAAGAGAGGGGCAGUCUUACAGUCCUGCUGUGUGGAGAAGGUGGUCUUGUGUGGGCACUGGAGCAGUUCUUCCAUCAUGGAUUCCGCUCGGCUCGAAUCUUUCAGAAAAAUGUUUUUGUGUGGGACUUCUAUGAGAGAACAGUAGCAUUUAUGGAGAAUGCAGAUCAGAUUGGAGACCUGCAAGAAACACCAGAGCCUCUAGGUCUGAAUUGUGAAUCUUUCUGUCGAUACGUCAACGCCAUUAACAAUAUGCCACGCAACAUUGGCAAGGAUGGCAAGUUCCAGCUGCUAGUUUGUCUCGGGGCGAGAGACCGACUGUUGCCACAGUGGCUCCCUCUACUGACCGAAUGCCCCAUCAUCACACGCAUGUAUGAGGAGAACGCGUUACUGCGAGACAAACUCACCGUCAGCUCUCUCAUCGCAGUUCUGGAAACGCUCCAUGACUUCCCCAUCACACUGGAGAGCUCUCUAACUAAAAGCGUUGAGCUGUAACUCCACAUGCUAAGGUCAAAUUCAGACUGCUCCCCUUCUCUGCUGCCACCCUCAGGGCUCUACACCCAAAGCGGCUCUACAAGUACUCUGCCUUGUGCGUUCACUGACCAGGGAAGGACUGAGGACUUAUCGAAGCAUCUCAAACGACUGCUCCCCCAAAGAAAUGAACUCAGAAGUGUGUUUUGUAGCAGUAUUUGGAGUUGUGCUCUUUCUAAUUGAAAGCGUUGAUGGAUUUUUUUUUUGAGUAGACAAACUGUUUUCCUGUGGAUUUUGCUUUCAAACCUGUGGUCAUUUCCGCGCACAUCUGUCUGCGAGUCGAAUCCGCUAACGUUUCUGCUUCAGAUCAUGUGCAGUGCUUUAGAAAGCACUGUUUUUUGCAAAGUAUGUCAGGAUACAGAGGAGCCUUAGUACUGAUAGAUUACACAUUCAAUAACCAUCAUUUGACAGGCAAAACUAUUAUACUUGAGGAGUUCAGGCAUGAAGUGUUUAUAAUGACUUGAAUUUUAUGUUUGGGUGUUUUAACCGAUGCUAUCGGUGUUCUGAUUGGCUGUUAGUUUGGAAAAGAGAUUCUUGAUAUUGGAUAGUCUGAAAUUGAAGUUGUCAAUCUGAAACAUUCUCCUGGUUAAAAGCCUGUCAAAUGAAUUUUCAGAGAAAAAGGACAUUCCAACAAGAUGUGAAUCGUUGUAUGUUACAAGAUAUGUUUAUAUGCGUGAUAGGAAUGUGCGUGUGUGUGGCUUAACAUUUGGGAAGAUGUGUUUAUUUUGCCAAUGAGUAUUAACUUAAUUCUUAGAUACUUCAGCGUCAUGUUUGAAUUUUUUAUUUUUAAGAAAGAAACACUGGAAAUCAUCGUUAAGCAAUAACAAGCCUGUUUCGGAUCGUUUUUUUUUGUUAUUAAACUUAUAGUCACAGUUAAAAUCUCUCAAAUAUUAAUUAUUACAAUUGUGGGGUGCUUUAAAUAUAAAGUUGUAAACCCUAGUAUUUACCACUAAUUGAAGGUCUAAAUGCAGCAAUUACUUUGUAAAUCCAUGUUUGAUUACUGCAGUACUUGCACAUUGCUUAGAAAUGAAUAAGUAUUGUCCUUAAACCACCCUUUAUGCUUGUUCUUUUAUGCAUCAGUUUUAAUCCGGAAUCCCUGCUGAGAGAAAUCAAGUAGUAAUUACAUAUAAAUUACAAAUGCUAUAGGAUGAAUAACAGCUUUGAAUCUCUUCAUUUUACUUAGGUUUUGGUUUUUAAGACUCUCAGCAUUAAAUCUAAGAGCUGUGUAGCACGUCAACCUGUGUAUUUUCUUUCUUUCUUUUUAUAAUGACUCCUAUCAUUUGUAUGUAUUUAUUUUCGAAUGAUGCUUUUGUGACACUGGUUGAUUUUGGAUUGACGCAAUCUUGGGGUGAUUUAUGCAGUAUGCUGACACUGUAUCAUUUAUU
Messenger RNA from Sinocyclocheilus anshuiensis, 5802 nucleotides. RefSeq names its product DENN domain-containing protein 5B. The record is from RefSeq and is a predicted model, not a curated record. The transcript has 24 exons. Bases 269 to 4381 code for a protein of 1370 amino acids. Lineage: Eukaryota; Metazoa; Chordata; Actinopteri; Cypriniformes; Cyprinidae. Gene Ontology annotation, molecular function: guanyl-nucleotide exchange factor activity; small GTPase binding.